This is a messenger RNA of Periophthalmus magnuspinnatus, 3011 nucleotides long. RefSeq names its product islet cell autoantigen 1 (gene ica1). The record is from RefSeq and is a predicted model, not a curated record. Gene Ontology annotation, biological process: regulation of transport. The coding region runs from base 233 to 1621 and encodes 462 amino acids. Gene Ontology annotation, molecular function: protein domain specific binding. NCBI's taxonomy places the organism in Eukaryota, Metazoa, Chordata, Actinopteri, Gobiiformes, Gobiidae. Gene Ontology annotation, cellular component: Golgi apparatus. The transcript is spliced from 13 exons.
AGAGCGUGACUGACGUCAGAGGCGCGCGCUGCGAGGGACAGCUGUGUACACAGAAUAGUACAUCCUGACUCUGACGAGAGAAGGUCUGCACCUCUGCACCGGGCCGCCCGCGCUUGCACCGGUCAGCAGCAGCAGCUCUGCGCCGGGCUGUCCGCGCGUCUGUCCGCGGGGACACGGCGGAGGCACACGGGGCUGGAGCUAAUGCGAGCAGCACCGAGAGGCGGUCUUGAAAAUGGAGCAGGGGAAUCUGGGCAGCUCUGGGCCAGGCUCGGUGUCUGUGCUGAAGCGCUUCCAGCAGAGGUACUGGAGGACCAAGCAGAGCCUUAUCACAGUCACGGGGCAGAGGCAGGACGAGCAUGUGGUGGCCUCCGACGCUGAGCUCGACGCCAAACUGGAGGUGUUCCACUCCAUCCAGAGGACCUGUAUGGAGCUGCUCAAAGUGAUCGAGCAGUACCAGAGGAGGAUCUGCGUACUGUCCCAGGAGGAGGCGGAGCUGGGCCGGUUCCUGCGCUCUCAGGCCUCUCAGGACAAGACCAGGGCGGGGAAGAUCAUGCAGGCCACGGGCAAGGCUCUGUGCUUCUCCUCACAGCAGAGACUGGCUCUGCGCACACCCCUAGUCCGGCUGUACCAGGAGGUGGAGACUUUCCGGUACAGGGCCAUCUCGGACACGUGGCUGACGGUGAACCGCAUGGAGCAGAGCCGCACAGAAUACAGAGGGGCCCUGCUGUGGAUGAAGGACGUGUCCCAAGAACUGGACCCGGACACACACAAGCACAUGGACAAGUUCAGGAGGGUCCAGGCUCAGGUGAGGAGCACCAAGAGCAGCUUCGAUCGCCUCAAACACGACGUGUGUCAGAAGGUGGACAUGUUAGGAGCCAGCCGCUGCAACCUGCUCUCCCACCUGCUCACCACCUACCAGACCACUCUGCUGCACUUCUGGGAGAAGACCUCACGCACCAUGGCCGCUAUCCACGAGAGCUUUAAGGGGAGCCACAUGUACGAGCCCGCCAAGGACUCUAAGGACAGGACAGGGAAGAGGCGAAGGAGGACAAAGAGGGCGGAGACACAGGAGGGACACAGCAGUGAGAUGGCAGAUCAGCAACUUAUUUCCCUUGAAAAUGAAAACCUCAACAACACAGGAGAAGAGAAGAACGUAAGUCCAGAUGUGGAGAGUGAGGAGGUGGACAGUGUGUCGCUCCUGAAUGAGAUCCUGGGGUCUCUCAGUUUGGACGGAGGGGACUGGACUCAGACAGUGCAGGAGGGGCCCACGGUGCAGGGUCAUGUGAUGCAGGAGGGCCCCACAGCACAGGGGGACCCCACAGAGCAGCAGCCCACAGCCCAGGAGCCCACAGUGGAGACAGAGGAGUUCUUUUUACCGUCACAGCUGCUGGACCAGAGCCUGUCCACACUGCACACUGCAGACUGGACGAGUGACCCACACCAGUGCAACGAGGAGACAGGACCUGGAGCCAACAAGAACACUGCACCAGCAUCAACAGAUCCCAGUGGACGUCCCAAACAGCUGUCGGCCUGGUUGAACCUGUUUGCCGACCUGGACCCCCUGUCCAACCCAGACGCCAUCGGGAACACGGGGUCCGAACAUGAAGCUCACGAAGCCUAACCCCAUUAACAAGUACUUCAAUAGACAGUACUGCAAACUGCUCACAUGAUCAAAAACCAAGUACUCUCAAAACAGUACUGCGAAAUACUGACAUUAUCUAAUAUCUCACCUUUAAUAAAUACAGUAAGGGGGAGGGGCUACGAUGUAAAAAGCCAUCUGAAGACGUUUGAACAAGUUUGGAUGUUGCAUGGAUAGCCUUGUGUGAUCUGAAAUAUAAACCCUUGAACUUACAGGGAAUCUCAAAAAGUAGCAGUCGCUCUAUAUAUUUUUUUUCUACUAUAUACUCCUUUAAUUGGUUACACUAUUAGAAUUUGGUGAUGUCAAAAAUUUCAGUGUUGUCUAAAAGCUCCUGUGUGUCUCUACUCAUGAUUCUAUUUCACUUUUGGUUAAAUAUAUGAAGAUUGACUCUAUAAUAGUGAAUAAAUACUUUUUUUCCCCCCGCUUUGGCCUCACAGGGGAAGACCAGAGACCACAGGUGCGGGGAGGGGGGUUCAGGUUUCACAUCUGCCAUCUACUGGUAAUAAAAACAAACCCAAUACACCUGCAGAUGGUAGGACAUUAACUUCAAAUUGUAUCAGAUGUUAUGUCCAGAGAGUUACGCUGAUACUACUUUAGCAGUGUCCCCAAAUCCCCAUUAUUAUCGUUACUCAUAAUUACUCAUAAUUACCCAUCAAGCAGGUCUAAAUAUCUGUAUUUGAACAGUUUAAGAGUCAUUUUUACAGUAGAAUUGGCUGCCUCCGUGUUCUUCCGUUGAUGUACGAUGAGGAGAAGUGCAUGCUGCAUGUUUAACUGUACAAUCAUGUUUUUGUGGGUAACAUUUAGAAAAGGAGGAUUUACUCUGAAUAUAAUGCUGCAGAACUGUACCAAAUAUAAUGCCUUACUCCAACCUCAACCUAAACCUCAUUGCACUGGCUUUUUAUAAGUGUACAUACAGUAUUUGAUUGUUUAUUGGUUGUUUUUCAUGUAAUUUCAUCAAUAUUUCAAAGCCAUGUGAUGCUGUUCCUGUACUCCAAAGCAAAAUUGGUGUUAGCAGGGUAAUUUACGCUCAGCUUUGUUCGGUAGCCUCCUCUACUGGCCAUUUAAGGUAAUGACAACAAGAAAAAUGAGGAUUAAUCUGUACUUAAUAGCAAUACCCUCUCAGUACUAUCAUGUGAUUUGGCUUUUUAUAUACAUAUUUUUUAUUAGCAGUAUAUUUUGUAAGCCAGACUUGAGGUUAGAUUUAAUUUUCCUGUAAACUUACUGAAAACAAAGUGACUUGGGGGGGCUAAAAGUAUUACUAGAUUGCCUGCAUUUAGCUACAAUAACAUUAAGAUCAGGUAAUAGUUGCUCUGAGUACAGGAACAGAUCAAAUUCAAUGUAACUUAUGUCCAAAAUAAAAUACAAACAUGUG